AUGAAUAGCGAAGAUGAGCUGAUUGAGAAGGAAGGAGGAGGAGGAUGGUCAGCCGAGGGAGCCUUCGAGGACCAGGUAUGGUUACGGGCCGUCUAUGGUAUCAUAGCUGUACUUGGGAUUACCGGUAACUUCUUGGUCAUGUUUACUGUAGCAAGGGUACCAUCGCUACAAAAUCUGACCAACAUGUUCAUCGUGAGUUUGGCCGUCUGUGAUUUCAUCGUAUCCGUUUUCCUCAUACCGCUACAUCUCGGUUUUGUGAUUCCCGUACCCAAGGGCUUUGGUGGUGAGCUUCUGUGCCGUCUUCUUCUCUCCAAGUUCCCUCUGUGGGCAAGCUUCGUCUCCUCUGUGCUGUCAUUGACUUGCGUUACCUUAGAGAGGUACUUCAGUAUUGUGCAUCCUUUAAGAUAUAAAAUUAUGAGUAAUUUGCAUAAGAGUGCCAUGGCUAUGCGCCAAUCACUGAGCGAUGGCAGAGAGAACCAGCUAUCCAGAGAUCUUCUUCGUGCUCGUAAGAAAGUCAUCAAGAUGCUACUGAUCGUAGUGGUGACGUUUGCGAUUUGUUGGGCACCAAAUCAGUUCAUGUUCUUCGCCUUCAUGUGCGGUUGGAACCUGGACUUCUCCGCUUGGUAUUACCACGCAAGUGUACUGAUAGCAUUCUGUAAUUCCUGCGUAAACCCGUUCAUUUAUGGGUUUCAAAGUAAGCAGCAUCGUCAAGCUUUGAAACAGGCUCUUGGAAUUGCUGCAUGUUGCCAAAACACGGUAGGAAAUACUGCCUCUACAAGCGCCUAUGCUGGUAGUGGCACGGCACCCGGCACAAUAUCGGCAAACUUAAAUGUUGCUUAUUAA
This is a messenger RNA of Asterias rubens (European starfish), 843 nucleotides long. Its product is annotated as adenosine receptor A2a-like. Lineage: Eukaryota; Metazoa; Echinodermata; Asteroidea; Forcipulatida; Asteriidae. The coding region runs from base 1 to 843 and encodes 280 amino acids. The record is from RefSeq and is a predicted model, not a curated record. Gene Ontology annotation, cellular component: membrane. Gene Ontology annotation, biological process: G protein-coupled receptor signaling pathway. Gene Ontology annotation, molecular function: G protein-coupled receptor activity. The transcript is spliced from 3 exons.